This is a messenger RNA of Ambispora gerdemannii, 367 nucleotides long. NCBI's taxonomy places the organism in Eukaryota, Fungi, Glomeromycota, Glomeromycetes, Archaeosporales, Ambisporaceae. The record is from the annotation of a GenBank genome assembly.
GAAGAUUUCCGCGGAAAAUAGGUCAUUGGAGUCAAGAAAUAACUUACCGCUACAGAAACCAGAACAGUCAGAUGAUACGGUUCCAAGUAGUAAAAAAGAGGAAAGAGUCUUACUUAGCAUUGAUGUUGAAGAAACAAAAAGCUUUUGUAUGUUUAGUAAUUGGCUUAACGCAAAUACAAAGGAAGAUAUAAAAGUCUUUCGCAUUAGCAAAAAUCACCCAAAAAUCAAAGAACUCUUAAAGGAAGAAAAAUUAAAAAAAGAUAAAUGGUUUACUAUUCGAUAUGGGAAAGUAGACAAAAAAACAGAUGAAGGAAUUACAUAUGAUUUCAAUGAGUUUAAUCAGGAAUUGGAAAUUAUAGAAGCAUAA